AUGGCCACAGUACUUCUUCGGGAAACUCCUCUUAAGCGAGAGAGGGCCCAGGACUCGGACGGCAAAUCGGGACCAGAUGCCUCGAACACUUCUAUUAACAGCAUUCCUCCCCUGGGAGCCGUCGUUCAGGGGAAGCAGUUCUGGUGGCAGAAGUCGAAAGUCGACCUGGAUGCUACUGCUACUCAGCCCAGCGUCUUCGAUGACCCAGAAACAGCAGAGCGAUAUUACCCACCACCUACCUGGGAGAAUGUGCAUCGCUUCGACCCCCUUGCCAGAUGGACCUGGAGGGAAGAGAAAAAACUGUUGCGGAAAAUUGACUUCCGCAUCAUGACUUGGGCUUGCAUCAUGUUCAUGGCUCUCGAGCUUGAUCGGGCCAACAUCCAUCAGGCUUUGACUGACAACUUUCUUGGUGAUUUGGGAAUGCAUACUAACGACUAUAACCUUGGAAACACCGUGUUCAAGCUUUCGUUCCUCUGUGCCGAGCUCCCCUCUCAAUUAGUAUCCAAAUGGAUGGGUCCGGAUAGAUGGAUCCCGGCACAAAUGUCACUUUGGAGUAUCGUUGCAUGCUGCCAGUUUUGGCUAUCCGGACGUAGGUCAUUUCUGGUCUGUCGCGCUUUGCUCGGUCUCCUGCAGGGUGGCUUCAUUCCUGAUGGCCUUUUAACUCUUGUUAUCGGCCUGAUGUCUUUCUUGCUCAUGCCUGCUGGACCGUGCCAAACUGCUAGCUGGUUCCGCGGGAAAAAUGGUUGGUUCACGCCCAGGGAAGAAACUAUCAUUGUCAAUCGAGUGCUACGGGAUGACCCUAGCAAGAGCGACAUGCACAACCGUGAGCCAAUUACAUGGAAGCUCCUCUGGCAGAGCCUCAAGGACUACGAUCUCUGGCCACUGUACCUCUUGGGCCUAACAUUCCAGAUCCCAAUGGUUCCCCCGGGGCAAUAUCUCACCUUAUCUCUACGAGCCCUGGGUUUUGAUACCUUCCAAAGCAACUUGUUGGCCAUGCCGCACACAAUCUUGCACACCCAUCCAAUUCAAGUCGGAUGGAAUUCGCGAAACUCGAACGCUGUUAGAUCUCGCACAGUGUCUGCAGCCUGUUACAACAUGUUUGUUCAGACCAGUGGCAUCAUCGCCUCUAAUAUCUACCGCAAAGACGAUGCGCCAUUGUAUCGGAGGGGGAACAGGCAGCUCUUGGCCAUUCUUUGCAUGAAUAUUGUCUUGUAUUUCCUCGUGAAGGCGUACUAUGUCUGGCGCAACAACCAGAAAGCCAAGAAAUGGAAUGCUAUGACGGAGGAAGAACGGCUGAACUACUUGUCAACAACAAAGGAUAAGGGGAACAAAAGGCUGGACUUCAGGUUCCAGCAUUGA
This is a messenger RNA of Thermochaetoides thermophila DSM 1495, 1359 nucleotides long. RefSeq lists its product as uncharacterized. The record is from RefSeq and is a predicted model, not a curated record. NCBI's taxonomy places the organism in Eukaryota, Fungi, Ascomycota, Sordariomycetes, Sordariales, Chaetomiaceae. The coding region runs from base 1 to 1359 and encodes 452 amino acids. Gene Ontology annotation, molecular function: transmembrane transporter activity. The transcript is spliced from 8 exons. Gene Ontology annotation, cellular component: membrane.